This is a messenger RNA of Closterium sp. NIES-67, 4819 nucleotides long. NCBI's taxonomy places the organism in Eukaryota, Viridiplantae, Streptophyta, Zygnematophyceae, Desmidiales, Closteriaceae. The record is from the annotation of a GenBank genome assembly.
AACCACAUUGUAGGAGCCUCCCGGACCAGUCGCAUCCCCCUUCUCACAUCACAGUUGUAGCGCGAAGGAGAGACGUAGUUAGGUUUUAGCUCUCCUUCACAGCGACUUAGCAGUCAAUCCCUUCGUCACUCGCCAUUCGCCCGCCAUGGGAAAGCCCGAAAACCCGCGGGUUUUUUUCGACAUAUCCAUCAGCGGGAAUAAAGCCCAGCGAGUCGUGAUGGAGCUAUUCGCCGAUGUGGUUCCGCGUACCGCGGAAAACUUUCGAGCUCUCUGCACUGGCGAGAUGGGGGAGGGCAAGUUCACGCACAAGCCGCUCCACUUCAAGGGCACCGUCUUCCACCGCGUCAUCGCUGGCUUCAUGGCGCAGGGGGGCGAUUUCAGCAACAAGGACGGCACUGGAGGGGAGAGCAUCUACGGCGGCAAGUUCGCAGACGAGAACUUCAAGAUGCAGCACGCGGCGGCGGGGACGCUGUCCAUGGCGAACGCGGGGCCCAACACCAACGGCAGCCAGUUCUUCCUCACCUUCAAAGCCACGCCGCACCUCGACGGCAAGCACGUGGUGUUCGGGCGGGUGGUGGAGGGCAUGGACGUGGUGCGGGCCAUCGAGAGCCAGCCCACGGGGGACAGGGACCGGCCCGUCUUCCCCAUCAAAAUCGCCAAGUGCGGCCAGCUGCCCGCUGCUGCUGCUGCGGGGGGCGGUGGUGGGAAGAAGAAGAGUGCGGAGGAGGAGGGGAAGGUGGCGGAGGAGGGUGGGAAGGGCGGGAAGGGCGGGAAAGGGAAGGAGAAGGGGAAGGAGGAGAAGGGGAGGAAGAGGCGGCGUGGGGAUAGUUCCGAGGAGGAGAGUGAGGACGAGGAGGAUAAGGGGAGGAAGAAGAAAGGGAGGGGCGGAAGCAGCAGCAAGAGGAAGGGCAAGAAGGGGAAGAAGGGGAAGCAAGCGAUGAAGAAGAAGCGAGGGAAGGGUGGUGGUGGUGGGAAGCAUGGCAGUAAGAGAAGGCGAAAGGAUGACUCGAGCAGUGAUGACAGCAGCGGAAGUGACUCUGACGAAUCGUCGUCUUCGUCUGACUCCGAUGCUAGCUCGGACUCCCGAACCAGCGCGUCAGGCUCGGAAGGCUCGUCGGAUAGCCGGAGCUCAGGGUCAAGCUCGGAGUCUUACAGCAGCAGCUCUGAUGGCGAGUCCGAUUCGCCAGACUCGGGGGCUGGGAAGGGGGUUAGGAAGGGGAAGGGGAAGGGGAAGGGGAAGGGGAAGGGUGGGGGAAAGGGGUCAGUCAAGGGGAAAGAUGAGAAGAAGGGGAAGGGGAAGGGGAGCGAGGGAGGGGAGAAAGGCAAGGGGAAGGAGAAAGAUGGGGGCGGGCGGAAGGGUAGAGAUGAGCGAGAGGAGGAUGAGGAGGCGGAGGUGAGGGGGAAGGUGAAGAAGGCGGGAAAGGGUGAGGAGAAUGGGGAUGAGAAGGAGGCUAAAGGCAAGGAGCAGGAGACGAAGGGUAAAGGGCACGAGAAGGUCAAGGGGAGUGGCAAGGAGAGGGAUAGGAAGGGCAAGGGAAAGGGAGAGCCGGGUUCAGAGGAGGAGGAGGAGGAGGAGAGUGAGGAGGAGCAGAGGGGGAGGAUGGGGCGAGAGGGGGGGAAGAAGGAGAAGGAGGGCGAGGAGGGGAGGAAGGAGAAGGAGGAAGGGGUGGGGAAGAAGGGAGGGAAGCAGCUUCAGGAGAAGGGGAAAGCGAAAGGGGAGAGGGGAGGGCAGGGAAAGAAGGACCGGGGAGGGGGCAAGGCGAAAGGGAAGAAGAAGAGCAGUUACUCGGACGAGGACGAGGAGUCAGGAAGUGGCACGUCGACCAGUGAGAGCAGCAGCAGCAGCAGUGAGGAUGAGAGGCCCUCCCACAAGGGCAAAGGGAAGAGUGUUGGGGACGCGAAGGGCAAGCAGGGCUCAGGAAAGCGAGCAGCGGUGAAGGAAAGGGGCGAGAAAGGGAAGGGUGGCGACAAGGUUGGAGCAGGGAGGAAUGAGAGCAGCGAUGGGAACAAGAGGCACAAACUCAAGGCACAAGAGGCAGAGCGAGCGGAGGAAGAUGGAAAGGAGAAGGGGAGAAAGAAGCUCAAGGGGAUGGGUGAUGAAGACACGAGGGAGGGCGGAGUGGGUGAUGAGGAUGAGAGAGAGGAAGAGAGUGGGGGUAACUACGGGGUGAAAGGGAGGGCGGGCCGCGAAGACAUAGAGGACGCUGGGGGAUAUGCCGCUGAGAAGAGGGCACAGGGCAGGGUCAAAGGGGAUGCGAGCAGCGAUGAUGCGAUGGUCAAGAGGGCAGUGGACGAGGGUGGAGCGGAGGAGGGAAGGGGCGUGGAGGAGGAGCAGCAGGGUCCGGAGAGGACCAGGGUUGAAAGAGAAGCCAAGAUAGUGGCCGCCAAGGGGGACAGGGGUGCCAAGAUAGUGAGGGAUGGGAAGGAGGGGGUCAGGAGAGGGAUAGCUGAGGAGGAGGAGCAGCAGGGUGUGGAUGGGAAGGAAGAUAGGCGGCUGGAGGUGAAGGGAGACAGGGGUGUGGUAGUGGGAGGAGGUGGAGGGCAGGGAGGGAAGGCGAGGGGGAGAGAUGGUGGGAGCAGAGGGAGGGGCCAGAGGCGAAUCAGUCGCAGCAGAAGCAAGUCACUCUCCCGCUCUCCCGUUCUCUACCGCUCCCCCCCUCGCCCCCGUUCACCCGCUCCCUCUCGUUCCCCCCCUCGCUCUCGCUCUCGCUCGCCUUCGCGCUCCCCGUCGCCCCCUCCUCGCAAGCGGGCUGCAGGGAGUGUGCUGGACAGGCUGGGCAAAGCACCAGCUGCUGCAGCAGCUGCUAUUGUCGCUGCUGCUGCUGCCGCUGCUGCUGCCGACACUGCUGCUGCUAUACCAGCAGCAGCAGGCGCCCCCGCUGAUGACUUGGCUGCCCCUCCCGCAGCAGCAGUGGCAGCACGUGGUGAUGCUGCUGCUGCUGCUGCUGAUGCUGCUGGUGGUGCUGGUCCUGUACGAGUGCGCAAGGGCCGAGGGUUUUCCGACAAGUUUGCGUUUGCCCGCAAGUACCGCACGCCCUCUCCCUCUCCUGAGCCCCUCCCCCCCGCACGAUUCCGAGGCAGGGGCUAUGGUGGGGGCUAUGGCGGGGGAUAUGGCGAUGGCGGCAGGGGACGGCUGUAUGGCCGCAGCAUCCACGCACUGCACCACCAUGUCACCAUACAAACGCUCCCAUGUAUCGAUCCCUCCUACGCUCCCUCCUACGCUCCCUCCUACGCUCCCUCCUACACUCCCUCCUACACUCCCUCCUACACUCCCUCCUAUGCUCCCUCCUACACUCCCUCCUACACUCCCUCCUACACUCCCUCCUACACUCCCUCCUACGCUCCCUCCUACACUCCCUCCUACACUCCCUCCUACACUCCCUCCUACACUCCCUCCUACGCUCCCUCCUACACUCCCUCCUACACUCCCUCCUACACUCCCUCCUACACUCCCUCCUACGCUCCCUCCUACACUCCCUCCUACACUCCCUCCUACACUCCCUCCUACACUCCCUCCUAUACUCCCUCCUACGCUCUCUCCUACGCUCCCUCCUAUGCUCCCUCCCAAGUAAGCCCAUGGCAGUUGUCCCCACCUGUUUACUGGGAGUAUGACGAACCAGGGGCCUGGAGUGGCAGGGGAGGGGGGCGGUACCGCGACCGCAGUGACAGCCCUCCGCCUCGCAGGCGCAGCCCUGAUUGGUCGAGAAGCCCGCCCAGAAGGAGGGGGAGGGGACGGGGGAGGUAUCGCUCUCCCUCCAGUCGCAGCAAUUCCUACAGCAGGAGUCGCAGUCGCAGCCGCAGCUACACGCCCCCGCGCACGCGCACCACCACCACCACCCGCGCGCGCUCCCCCAGCCUCUCUCGCUCUCCCCCCCGCCGCCGCUCUGCCGCCGACAAGCCCAGCCCUCGCGAUGCCAGCCCGCGUGGGCUGGCACCAGAGACUGCUGCUGCUGGUGGUAGUGGUCUGACCACUGGGAGGCGGGCACGUGGUGCCGCAGGAGUGGAUGGGGAGCUGGGAGGUGGUGGUGGUAUGGGAGGUGAGGGGUCAAAGCGGAAUGGUGCUGGCCUGGCGGCAGGAGGAAGAGGAGGAGCAACAGCAGCAAGAGCUGAUGCAGUGGGAGCAGCAGCUUCCCAGUCCCCUGUGGGGAUGGGGUCUCCUAGGGAGGCCAGUGGAGGCGGGUUUGGCGCUGGCAACCCUGCUGCUGCAGGUGCUGAUGGUGGUGGUGGUGCGGAUGGUGGUUCGGAUGGUGGUGCGGAUGGUGGUGCGGAUGGUGAUGCUGAUGGCGAGUUUCGUUCAGUGCGGCUGGGUGGCAGGGAGGGGAGGCUGAGGAGGCAGAGGGAAGAUGACGAUGAUGAGGAGAGCGAUUGAUUGUGUUGUGGGUUUGCUUCAGUGGAUGACGAUGACAGGAGAUCCCCUAACCAGUGACCGGGGGCCGCUCUAGAGCCGCAUCACUGCUGCAAAGCUGACUAAUUGUACCGGUAUGCAUUGCAUUGCAUACAAUUAAAUGGAUUGGGGUGGAUUGGAUGCAUUCCUCUGGACCAAUGCCUUCUGUGGUUUAUUUAGCACGUGGCUAUGGUUGCGUGCUUGAUUUGCUUAUGCCUUAGCUUGCUCAUGAGGUGGCUUCACAGCUUCUCCCCUUGUGCCCUGGCUGCCAUGUGCGGCCGCUGGGGUGGGGUGUAGCGGUAAAGGACAUGUGAUGUGGCAUUGCUGUUGUUGGGCUGAUAAAAGCCCUUAGGAUCUUUCCAGAGACUAAGUCCCAGUUGAAGAAUGAGACUUGAGUAGUGCAGCGGAAGUUGAGUAGUUGAACCCUUGUACUAG